Molecule: messenger RNA, 1500 nt
Organism: Maudiozyma barnettii
Lineage: Eukaryota; Fungi; Ascomycota; Saccharomycetes; Saccharomycetales; Saccharomycetaceae
Gene: ERG1
Product: squalene monooxygenase
Exons: 1
Coding region: 1-1500 (499 amino acids)
Biological process (GO): ergosterol biosynthetic process
Cellular component (GO): endoplasmic reticulum; membrane
Molecular function (GO): squalene monooxygenase activity; flavin adenine dinucleotide binding
Source: RefSeq, a predicted model, not a curated record
AUGAAUGCUCACACUGUCGAUAUGUCUACUACUACCCUUACCAAUGCAGACGAAAAGAUUACUUACGAUGCCAUCGUUGUCGGUGCUGGUGUCAUAGGUCCUUGUGUUGCAGCUGGUCUGGCACGUAAAGGUAAGAAAGUCUUAAUUGUCGAACGUGAAUGGGCUCAACCUGACAGAAUUGUCGGGGAAUUGAUGCAACCAGGUGGUGUCAGAGCUUUGAGAUCCCUAGGUAUGGUCCAAUCCAUCAACGGGAUCGGUGCUAUUCCAGUCACUGGUUACUCUGUCUUUUAUGAUGGUAAAGAAGUUGAUAUUACUUACCCUUAUAAAGCCGAUUGUGCUCGUGUUGAAAAAGUUAAGGAUUUAGUCAAGGAUGGUAACGAUAAAGUAUUAGAUGACGAAACUAUUCAUACUGCUGAUUACGAGGAUGACGAACGUGAACGUGGUGUUGCAUUUGUUCACGGUAGAUUCUUAAACAAUUUAAGAAACAUUGCUAGACAUGAACCAAACGUUACCGCUCUACAAGGUGAUGUGAUUCAAAUCUUGAAAAACGAAAAAAAUGAAGUCAUUGGUGCUAAAGUCGAUAUUGACGGUCGUGGUAAAGUCAAUUUCCAUGCUCAUUUGACUUUUGUUUGUGACGGUAUCUUCUCUCAUUUCAGAUCUGAAUUGAGUCCUGAACAUGUUCCAUCUAUUGGCUCUUCCUUUGUCGGUAUGUCCCUUUUCGAUGCCGAUGUUCCAGCUAAGAACCACGGUCAUGUCAUUCUAGGUUCAGACCACAUGCCUAUCUUGGUAUACCAAAUCUCAGCCACCGAGACUAGAAUCCUUUGUGCUUAUAACUCUGGUAAAUUACCAAAGGACCUAAAGGCUUGGAUGACUAAGGACGUCCAACCAUAUAUUCCAAAAUCUUUGAGACCAAGUUUCGAUGCUGCAUUAGCUCAAGGUAAAUUCAAACCAAUGGCUAACAAAUAUUUACCAGCUAGAGCUAACGAUGUCACAGGUCUAUGUGUCAUUGGUGAUGCUUUAAAUAUGAGACACCCAUUGACUGGUGGUGGUAUGACUGUCGGUAUACAAGAUGUUGUUCUAUUGAUGGAUAAGAUCGGUGACUUAGAUUUCGCUGACAGAGAAACUGUUCUUGAUGAAUUACUAGAUUACCAUUUCGAAAGAAAACCAUUUGACUCUGUUAUUAACGUAUUGUCUAUUGCCCUAUAUUCCCUAUUUGCUGCUGACACCAAGAAUUUGAAAGAAUUACAAAGAGGUUGUUUCAAGUACUUCCAAAGGGGUGGUGACUGUGUCAACGUACCAGUCAGCUUCUUAGCUGGUCUAAAACCAAGUCCUUUCCAAUUGACUCGUGUCUUCUUUGCUGUUGCUUUCUACACCAUCUACUUGAAGUUCGAGGAACGUGGUUUCUUAGGUCUUCCAAUGGCUUUAUUAGAAGGUAUCAUGAUCUUGAUCACUGCUAUUAGAGUCUUCACUCCAUUCUUAUAUCGUGAAUUGCUUGGUUAA